AAGAGGCGUGGCGCGGCGGUCUUCCGGCGGCGAGGAUGCCUGGGGAGUGAGGCGGGCGGAGGGUCGGUGGGUCGGUGGGGCAUGGCGCCGAUGGGGAUCCGCCUGUCCCCGCUGGGGGUGGCCGUGCUGGGCCUGCUGGGCCUGGGCCUCCUCUACCACCUCUACGCGGGCUUCCUGGCCGGGCGGCUGGGCCUCUCCCUCCCCGGGGGCGCCGCCUCGGACGGGACGGGCCCGGCGGAGGUGGACCUGCGGGAGCUGCUGGCGGCCUCGGUGGCGGCGGCGGAGGCGGGCGGGGCCGAGGUCAAGCGCGUCCGCGAGGAGGGCGCCCUGGGCGAGCAGCGCAAGGAGGGCGGCGGCGGAGGAGCAGGAGGGGCCCAGGCCGAGAAGCUCACCCGCGGGGACCUCGCCUCCAACCGCAAGCUCGUCCGCCUCCUCCGAGGGGCCUUCCCCGCCCUCCAGAUAAAUUCUGAAGAACAUCUUGAUGGAGAUGACCAAGAGAUCAUUUCUUGGGAUCGCACCAUUCCUGAAGAUAUAAAGAAACGAGUCCAGCCUAUUUUUGUACCAGCAGAUAGCAUUACAGUGUGGAUUGACCCAUUAGACGCAACUCAAGAAUAUACAGAGAAUCUUCGCCAGUAUGUGACUACAAUGGUGUGCGCUGCUGUGAAUGGAAAGCCAGUUAUAGGAGUAAUACACAAGCCAUUUACUGGAUAUACAGCCUGGGCAAUGGUGGGCGGAGGAGCCAACAUCAAGGCACGGUCUUCCUACAACGAACAGGCGCCCACCAUCAUCGUGUCCCGGUCCCACGAAGGGAAAGUGAAGCAAGUCGCUUUGCAGACCUUUGGAAAUAAGACUGUGGUCAUUAAAGCUGGCGGUUCAGGAUACAAGGUCCUGUCCCUCCUGGACGUCCCCGAGGCAGAUCAGGAGAAAGCGGACGUCUACAUCCACGUCACCUUCAUCAAGAAGUGGGACAUCUGCGCGGGCAACGCGGUGCUGAGAGCCUUGGGGGGCCACAUGACGACUCUGGCGGGAGAGGAGAUCGACUACACGGGGUCCGUCGCCAACGACGGCGGGCUCAUCGCCAGCAUCAACAUGAACCACAAGGCCCUGCUCGAGAAGCUCCCCGUUCAGGACAAGACCUCGCAGAAUUGAACCCUGGAAAUGAUCCGUUGGAGGCGGGAACCGGUCUUGGGAACGGGCUGCUCUCCAGAAAAUGUGCACUUGGAAGACCACCGAUGGGCUGGGACGCAUGAUGUGCUUAUGCCUCGUUGUCCAGAUGCAUUUUGAGGCUGUAUUUGGUGUCUGUAACUGAAGGGAAGGAAUCCAUCUCGGCACCAGUCGUAACAGAAGCACACUGCAAACUUUGGUUCCGGCUAACCUCCACAUCCUGUUGCAACCCUCUUUACAUUGCCAAAUGAAAAAUAAUAAUAAUUAUCUGGGCCAUUUGAACUCCAUGGAUAAAUAUCCUUCAUUCCUUUGGGAUGCAAAGUCUUACAGAGACUGAGGAAUCCUUGCGUGACUCUUGUUCAUCUUGGGCACAACUUGAAACGACAAAGGAAAUAACUUGGAUCUACUUUUAAUAUUUACCCGAAGAUGCAAACCAGCUUAAAUGUGGAUGAGAGUGUUCAUAUCUUUGUGGUUUUACAUUCAUGUCCUUUAUUAUCACAUCCUUUGCGUGUGUUAUUUUAAAAGAAAGUGUGUUCCCCUGAAAUAGUUUCACGUGUUGAGCAUUGCCAUUGCGGCCCGUGACACUUGCUCCAGUUCUUAACAUUUUGUGUGGAGCUUACCCAUUAGUCGCAUGUCCCGUUUCAUUCCUGAAGAGAAAUGUAGGGUUUUUAUUACAAUCGUUGGCAAAAAGAGACCACACAUCCUCUGAAAACCCUUACAGGGGCUCUCUCAAGUGUCUUGCUAGAAAUUGCAUUCCAGAAAUGUUAUUCGGUCUGUUUUCGAACUCAUCCCAUCUGUUGCUAUUUAGCACUUGAGUUCUGCAUACAAAUCUUUAAAAUUCCUCAAGAUUUCAGUGUAACUGGUGUCUUUCCUCCCUUUAAAUCGAUCUGUGAAAAAGAAGGCUGCCUUUGUUCUUUGAGGCUGGAUUGUAAAGGUCUUGGGCUACUGCUGUGAACAAUUUAAAGCAAAAUCAAACCCAUUUGGUGCACUGAAUCCAGCCUUGAUUUCUUCCCUUCUGUUAAUGCAUGAGGGAGAGAGCAAAGCAAAAGCCCUUAGAUGUGACCCUCCAGAUGAGGUUACAAUGCCAGCCCCAGGUCUGUUGGCUCCGUCUUCCCUGCUGAUAAUACUGUCUCUCAGUGUGUGAUUGCUUGAAUGUUUGGUGAAUGUUUGGUCAGAAAAAAUAGGCCAAUGUUUGUGCAACUCACAAAAAAUCCCAUUUUACUUUCUGUUUUAUUGCAGAGAUAUUCUUCCUUGGUGCUUUUGGUAGUCUGUAACUUAUUUUGGUCACUUGGAAAACAAAAAGAGCUGAUUAGUAAAAUGAAGUGCAGCCCUCAGUUGACCUGUCUGCUCAGAGCUAAGUCUUGUUGUUUUUGGGUGAAACCGAUUCCCCAUUAAGACAGAGAACUCUUAGCGAUAUUAAGACAAAACAAGUGCCAAGAGGUCAGUGUUGGUCAGAAAUGCUGCCCAAGCAGGGUUUCAUGGGAAGGCUACUUUCCUUUCACAAAAAAGUGUUCAGAUCACAUGGCUUCUCUUCAAAAGUAUUGAUCGGCAGUUCAUUUCCACUUUGACACAAGACUGUUUGAAAAUUAAAUGCGUUGUAAUGGA
Molecule: messenger RNA, 2769 nt
Organism: Anolis carolinensis (green anole)
Lineage: Eukaryota; Metazoa; Chordata; Lepidosauria; Squamata; Anolidae
Gene: bpnt2
Product: 3'(2'), 5'-bisphosphate nucleotidase 2
Exons: 5
Coding region: 82-1149 (355 amino acids)
Biological process (GO): phosphatidylinositol phosphate biosynthetic process
Cellular component (GO): endomembrane system
Molecular function (GO): 3'-nucleotidase activity
Source: RefSeq, a predicted model, not a curated record